This is a messenger RNA of Ochotona princeps (American pika), 2751 nucleotides long. RefSeq names its product zinc finger and BTB domain containing 14 (gene ZBTB14). Gene Ontology annotation, molecular function: RNA polymerase II cis-regulatory region sequence-specific DNA binding; protein binding; DNA-binding transcription factor activity, RNA polymerase II-specific. The record is from RefSeq and is a predicted model, not a curated record. Gene Ontology annotation, biological process: regulation of transcription by RNA polymerase II. NCBI's taxonomy places the organism in Eukaryota, Metazoa, Chordata, Mammalia, Lagomorpha, Ochotonidae. The transcript has 4 exons. Bases 377 to 1726 code for a protein of 449 amino acids. Gene Ontology annotation, cellular component: nucleus.
GGGGGCGGCGGUGGGGGUGUUCACGGCCGGCUAGACAGUCCGUGCUCGUGCAGGAGGAGGGCUGCUCCCAUCAGGGGACGUGCACGAUCCCCCCCCCUCACCUUGUCCCCUCCCCAAACUCCAAAAAAAAAAAAAAAUCCAAAACACACUGCCACCCACCGUGUCCCCCCCCACCCGAUCCCCACGCCUCCAUCCCGUCCCGGCCUGCGUGCUAGCGAGCGCGGGAAGCCCACGGCGACUGUGCGUGGCUGUGCCAGGCUGCAGGAUAUUGGUCUGCAGGAUGGAGUUUCUUCGGGUCUGGCAAGCCCCUGAUCAGAGGAAUUCUGAUCGGAAGAUUUCAGUGUUUAAGGCAUUAAGAGAAUAGCCUGAAUUGUUCAUGGAGUUUUUCAUCAGUAUGUCUGAAACCAUUAAAUAUAAUGACGAUGAUCACAAAACUCUGUUCCUGAAAACACUAAACGAACAGCGCCUGGAGGGAGAGUUUUGCGACAUUGCCAUCGUGGUUGAGGAUGUAAAAUUUCGAGCACACAGAUGUGUUCUUGCCGCCUGCAGCACCUACUUUAAAAAGCUGUUCAAGAAGCUUGAGGUUGAUAGCUCUUCAGUGAUAGAAAUAGAUUUCCUGCGUUCUGACAUCUUCGAAGAAGUCCUGAACUACAUGUAUACGGCCAAGAUUUCCGUAAAAAAAGAAGAUGUCAACCUGAUGAUGUCCUCAGGUCAGAUUCUUGGGAUCCGGUUUUUGGAUAAACUGUGUUCUCAGAAGCGUGACGUGUCCAGUCCAGACGAAAACAACGGCCAGUCCAAGAGUAAGUACUGCCUCAAGAUAAAUCGCCCCAUCGGGGACGCUGCCGACACCCAGGACGACGACGUGGAGGAGAUUGGGGACCAGGAUGACAGUCCUUCCGACGACACAGUAGAAGGCACCCCCCCGAGUCAGGAGGACGGCAAGUCACCCACCACGACGCUGCGGGUGCAGGAGGCGAUCCUGAAAGAGCUGGGCAGUGAGGAAGUUCGCAAAGUCAACUGCUACGGCCAGGAAGUAGAGUCCAUGGAGACCCCGGAAUCCAAAGACUUGGGGUCCCAGACCCCUCAAGCCUUAACCUUUAAUGAUGGGAUGAGCGAGGUGAAAGACGAACAGACCCCAGGCUGGACCACAGCGGCCAGCGACAUGAAGUUUGAGUAUCUGCUCUACGGCCACCACCGGGAGCAGAUCGCCUGCCAGGCGUGUGGAAAGACGUUUUCUGACGAGGGCAGGUUGAGGAAGCAUGAGAAGCUACACACGGCCGACAGGCCCUUCGUCUGUGAGAUGUGCACCAAGGGUUUCACCACGCAGGCCCACCUGAAGGAACACUUGAAAAUCCACACGGGCUACAAGCCCUACAGCUGUGAGGUGUGCGGCAAGUCUUUUAUCCGCGCCCCGGACUUGAAGAAGCACGAGCGGGUUCACAGCAACGAGCGGCCAUUCGCGUGUCACAUGUGUGACAAAGCCUUCAAACACAAGUCCCACCUCAAGGACCACGAGCGACGGCACAGGGGGGAGAAGCCGUUUGUGUGCGGCUCGUGCACCAAGGCCUUCGCCAAGGCUUCGGAUCUCAAAAGGCACGAGAACAACAUGCACAGUGAGAGGAAGCAGGUGACGCCCAGCGCCAUGCAGAGCGAGACAGAACAGUUGCAGGCCGCGGCCAUGGCUGCCGAGGCGGAGCAGCAGCUGGAGACGAUCGCCUGCAGCUAGAGGUGGCAGGGCAGGUGGCCCAGCCCAGGGGAGUGUGCAGACGGAGGUGGCCGCCGUGGGAAUGGGUGAGCGCCGGUUGCCGGGCUCUCGUGAACGCAAGCGGAGCAUUGGACUCGCUGGACUUCGGGCGGUGUUUGGGUAGAUCUUUUCAAAACUUUUCUGGGAAGUUAUGUUCCUAGGUUCUGACCGAACAAUUUUCAAUGUCCUGUUUUGUGUCUAGUAUUCAUGUUGCCAGUAAUCCCCCUGCCCUCGUCUCUCCCUGUUUGAUGAUUUUGAGGACUCCUAUGUCUCCGGUUUGGAAGUGAGAGACUUUGUUGUAUUUUUAAUCCCUCUGUACUUGCCAAGCCGGUGAGUGCACUGCACAGAGUAAUAUUUGAGUAAGUUGAUUUCCUAAUCAUUAGAGUGAUAUGUGACUUGGGAUCAAGACAGCAAUUUUAAUAACUUAAUGAAAGUACUUGAUAUAGACACAGAAAAGGUUGGUACGUGGUUCACCAGGAAUACUGCGCAGGUCCGAAAACAAGUUCUGGAAAUGCAGAAUGAUAAUAUGAUUUGUAUUUGGCUUGUUGAUUUUCUAUCACUGGUUUUUAUGUUUAUUUUCUUUUAACUGUUCUCGUGGACAAAUAAGAGUUGCUUUGCCGAAGUGUUGUUUCAUCCGUGUUGAUUUGCCCCACAUCUACCCUGAAAGCUGUAGUCACACGUGCCGGAGGCUGAACAGGCCACCAUGUCGCUGCUGGUCUUGGGCUGAGUUCCUAGCCAGUGUGCCACAGCAGGAAUGUGUGGAAUGGACCAGAAAAGGCUCUCGGAAACAAUGUUUUUACAUGUGCAAGGUUUCCUAGAGCCAAGUAAUGUUUUCGUUUUGCAGUUGGGUUUGUAUCUGUGAUCAUAAGCAGGACAUGAAUGGAUGUGCUCUCCAGGUGCACUUGUGUGUGUCACAGAAGGUCGCGCUGGGCUCUGCAGCACACGGAUGACCAGUAACAGAGAUGCAAUAUGCUUAAAUUAAUAAAUUCAGAAUCUUUUUUAAAAGG